Argiope bruennichi is the source of this 2364-nucleotide messenger RNA. RefSeq lists its product as uncharacterized. The record is from RefSeq and is a predicted model, not a curated record. NCBI's taxonomy places the organism in Eukaryota, Metazoa, Arthropoda, Arachnida, Araneae, Araneidae. The transcript has 15 exons. The coding region runs from base 104 to 2176 and encodes 690 amino acids.
CGCUAGUGUUUUUAAUAAAAACAUUAACAGUUUUGAUCUUAACAGUUAUUAUAAAUAAAUGGGAUUCUUUUUUUAAUUUUAUAUGGGGAAAUAAUUUGUUCACAUGGCUACCCUGAGACAAAAAGAAUCAAAAAUACCUCUGAGAGUAGAUUCAAAACUGAAAAAUAUCUCAAAAAUACCAUUAAGAGUGGAAACUAAGCCUAAAAUUUUAACUAAUACUGAACCUGAAUUGAAAAGGACUUCUACUGUAGCUAAGAAAAAGACUGUUAUAAAUCCUACAAACAGAAAUAAAACAUCCACAGCAGAAAUUCCUAAAAAGGAACUGAAACGAGUGAAUUUACAAAUAAAAAAUAAAGCAAAGGAAAAUAAAUUCCAACCACCUGAAAAGAUUUCUCUGAAGAAUGAGCCUAGCAACAGAGCUUCUAAAACUAUUACAGAUGAAAAACAGAUUAAGAAUUCAAAUCGCUUUUCAAAUGUUCUGAAAAACAGAAAUAAAAUAACUACUAAGAAACUUCCUGAAAGACCCAAACCUAUCAAAGGUAAAGAAGAUGAAAAUCCAUUUGAGAAGAAGAUUCCUGAAAUAAAUAUCGAAUCUGAUGAUCCUUUUAAGAUUAGUGAGGAAGAGAAACAAAAUAAAAAUUCUAAUCACCCAUCUCAGACGAAUAUUGAGUUUGUGGCUGAUGAGCGUAUGAAGAAUUUUAUUUUGAGUAACAGGGAAUUGACACCUAGUAUGCUGAAAUCAAGUUCAAAAAUUAAAACAUCUAUGAUGGAUAGACCAUCAUUGUAUAACAGAUUCAAACUCUCAGUUGAUCCAUACAAACAAGCACUUGCAGACAUAGAAAAUUAUGACCUUGCAUCAGAAAGACAAAGGGCUUCUGAAAUGCAUAAGAAUAAACUGUAUGGAACUCCUGUACAGAUGGAAAGAUCAUCAUUGUAUAAAGGAUUCAAACACCCUAUUAAUCCAUAUAAACAAGCUCUUGCAGAGAUUAAAAAUAGUGAUCUUGCAUCAGAAAGACAAAGAGUUUCUGAAAUGCAUAAGAAUAGAGUACAUGUAUCUCCUUUACAGAAUCGCAAUUCUCUAUACAAACCUUUAAAAUGUGUUGGUGAUCCAUACCAAGAUGCACUGAAGAGUCUAGCAAAAUUGCGAGUACAUCGAAAUAUUAAGAGUUGCAAGAAAAAGGUUACUUUUAAUAUUUCUGGUGAAGAUAAAUCUUCUGAGACUCAAACCAAAGAUGAAAAUGUUGAAGAAAAACCAAUUGAGGCAAUUCAGCCUGAAAUGACAAGAAUAAGUGAAAGUUCAGAGAGCAGCACCCUUCCAACACCUGAAUGCGAAGAAAAUAUAUUAGUGUCUCCAUGUAGCAGUCCCUUAAAAAAAGUUAUACUUGACUCACCUUCAAAAACAGAUGAAGUUUUGGAAAACAGACAAAUCAGUGACUUGUGUUUACCUGAAAAAAAUAAAGAACAGAAAGAAACUGACUGUUUUAAUAAUAAGAUGUUAAAGAUAAGCACUUUAACAUCUUCCUUAAAGACAGAUGCAAAUAAUGAAAAAGUUGUUCGUGAUUUGUCUCCUACAUUAGAUCUAAAGCAAAAGAGUGAUAAAAAAGCAGCUACUUUUAAUCAUGAGUUCAAGAACUCAAUCCUUAAAUCUAUGAAUCCUUUCCUAAACUUACUCAGAACAUCUGAAGUCAGACAGAGCUUAUUUUCACAUCAACCCGAAUGCUUCUUUGAGAAAAUGAAUCCAAAAAUUUUUACUCCUCAACCAGUUUCGUUAUAUCCACGGCUUAGACUAUCUGAAAGUAUCAGUCCAGAAUUUCUAAGUAGGCGGACCACAGAUAUAUUAUCCUGUGCACCGAUUAACACUCCUUUAGUUUUGAAAAGUUUGGGCAAGUAUGAACUGAGUCCUGUGUGUAAAAAACUAGAAUUCAAAGAUAGUCCAAAAGAAACUAAUAAAGAAGAAAAUGAUUCAAGAGAAAACAGCCAAACAUUUUAUCUUCAAAAUAUAUUGACACAGCAGAAAAUUCUAGACCAGUUAGCACAUCAAGAAUGUAGUAUCUUAAUGCAUGAAGCUACAUUUCCCUGUGAAAUUAGAAACUAUUUGCAGAAUCCGGUUGCUCAGAUUUUAAAUGAUGGAGAUGAAACGCAUUUUGUUCCUGUUUCUUUGCGGAGACUAAGCUAAAGCUACGAGUGUAAAAAGAAAGAAUUUUAUAAUUGUACAUUAUGAAUUUUAAUUUGUAUUUAAAUUAUCAUAUAUAUUAAAUUUCUAUAUUGUGUGCUUUGAUAUAGAUAUUUCAGUAAGAGCUUCAUGUAAUUAUUUUUCCAUUUAAUGAAGUAGAGAAUAUUGGAAUAAAAAUAUUUUUAUUUAUU